Molecule: messenger RNA, 1886 nt
Organism: Trichoderma harzianum CBS 226.95
Lineage: Eukaryota; Fungi; Ascomycota; Sordariomycetes; Hypocreales; Hypocreaceae
Exons: 2
Coding region: 226-1653 (475 amino acids)
Biological process (GO): lipid metabolic process
Molecular function (GO): oxidoreductase activity, acting on paired donors, with oxidation of a pair of donors resulting in the reduction of molecular oxygen to two molecules of water
Source: RefSeq, a predicted model, not a curated record
CCCCCCCCCCCAGUUCGCCAUCUCUCUCUCCUCGUCCCGUCCCCUGGAGGCCCCGUUCAACCACACGCCUGUCCUAUCUUAUCUGAUAGCGAGCUGUGCUCUCGUCACUUUUUUCUUUUUCUCUUCUUCAUCUUCUUCUUCUUCCUCUUCUUCCUCUCAACUCCUCCUCAGCUUGCUUCGAGUCUCUGAGAGAUCUUGAGCAACUUGUUCAUAGAGAGCAUCGCCAUGGCUUCAACCGCUGUGCCCCUGCCUGUAAAGGCCUCUCUCCGGCGCAAUGUGACCGACUCAACCGAGUCCUCUGCUGCCGUCUCCCCCAUGGACUCUCCCAGACCGUCGGCUUCGUCCACGUCUCUGUCGUCUCUGUCCUCGGUCGACGUUGCCGGUGUCAAGGCCGCUGAUUAUGGCCGCCUGAUCGACACCUACGGCAACGAGUUCAAGGUGCCCGACUUCACCAUCAAGGACAUCCGCGACGCCAUCCCCAAGCACUGCUUCAAGCGCUCCGCCCUCAAGGGAUACUCGUACAUCAUCCGCGACAUCAUCUGCCUGGCCACCACCUUCUAUGUCUUCCACAACUACGUGACCCCUGAGAACAUCCCCUCCACCCCCGUCCGCGGUGCUCUCUGGGCCGUCUACACCAUCAUGCAGGGCCUCUUCGGCACCGGCCUCUGGGUCAUUGCCCACGAGUGCGGCCACGGCGCCUUUUCCGACUCCAGCCUCAUCAACAACGUCACCGGCUGGUUCCUCCACUCCGCCCUGCUGGUCCCCUACUUCAGCUGGAAAAUCUCCCACCACAAGCACCACGCCUCCACCGGCAACAUGGAGCGCGACAUGGUCUUCCUCCCCCGGACUCGCGAGCAGCACGCCACUCGCAUCGGCAAGAUGGUCCACGAGCUGUCUGAGCUGACCGAGGAGACGCCCGCCUACACUCUCUUCAUGCUGGUCAUGCAGCAGCUGGUCGGCUGGCCCAACUACCUGCUCACCAACAUCACCGGUCACAACUUCCACGAGCGCCAGCGUGAGGGCCGUGGCAAGGGCAAGCACAACGGCAUCUUCGGCGGUGUCAACCACUUUGACCCGUCCAGCCCUCUGUACGAGGCCAAGGACGCCAAGUACAUCCUCAUCAGCGACAUUGGCUUGAUCCUCGCCUUCAGCGCCCUCUACUACCUCGGCAACACCUUUGGCUGGUACAACAUGGCCAUCUGGUACGGCGUCCCGUACCUCUGGGUCAACCACUGGCUCGUUGCCAUCACCUUCCUGCAGCACACCGACCCCUCGCUCCCUCACUACACUGCCGAGGAGUGGAACUUUGUCCGUGGCGCUGCCGCCACCAUCGAUCGUGAGAUGGGCUUCAUCGGCCGUCACCUGCUGCACGGCAUCAUCGAGACCCACGUCCUGCACCACUACGUGGCCACGAUCCCCUUUUACAACGCCGACGAGGCCACCGAUGCCAUCCGCCCCGUCAUGGGCGAGCACUACCGCUCCGACGUCAAGGACGGUGCUGUUGGCUUCAUCCGUGCCCUGUGGACCAGCGCUCGCAUGUGCCACUGGGUCGAGCCCAGCGCCGAGGCCAAGGGCCCUGGGAAGGGCGUCUUGUUCUUCCGCAACCGCAACGGUCUGGGAACCAAGCCCGCGGUCUUGCCCAAGCCCGAGUAAGAUUUGGGUGGCAUGAAAUUGGGACAGAAUAAAAAAGUGUUAGAAUCUUGUGUUUGCGUCUGUGCGUGCGAAUGGUCAACUGCAGCAAAAAAUGUAGACUUUUUUUGUUUCUUAUGACUGGCUUGAAAUGAUUUCUCUUUAAUCAGCCCAAUGGGAAAUCAUGGGUCGCGGAGCUUGAUGAGCCGUCAUCUCUGCAGAGAAGUCCUGAGACUUGGUCAAGCCAGUCAGAUACG